Molecule: messenger RNA, 691 nt
Organism: Suncus etruscus (white-toothed pygmy shrew)
Lineage: Eukaryota; Metazoa; Chordata; Mammalia; Eulipotyphla; Soricidae
Gene: BANF1
Product: BAF nuclear assembly factor 1
Exons: 3
Coding region: 111-380 (89 amino acids)
Molecular function (GO): DNA binding
Source: RefSeq, a predicted model, not a curated record
CCGGAAGCGGAAGUUGAAGAAAGUUCUAGCGGCUUGAGGCAGCGGCGGGAGCAGCCGGCCGGCGGGAGAACCGUUAAGCGAAGCGGAGUUGUAGAUCCAGCCCCAUCGAGAUGACCACGUCCCAAAAGCACCGAGACUUCGUGGCUGAGCCCAUGGGGGAGAAGCCCGUGGGGAGCCUGGCGGGGAUCGGCGAUGUCCUGGGAAAGAAGUUGGAGGAAAGGGGCUUCGAUAAGGCCUACGUGGUUCUCGGCCAGUUUUUGGUGCUAAAAAAGGACGAAGACCUCUUUCGGGAAUGGCUCAAGGACACCUGCGGAGCCAACGCCAAGCAGUCCCGGGACUGUUUCGGAUGCCUGCGCGAGUGGUGCGACGCCUUCUUGUGAUGCUCCAGGGGGGCCCCCCAGUCCCCAGCCUGGACUCUCAGAGUCUGCCGUGAAUGGGGGCCUCCUCCCUUGCCCUCCACAGCUGCUGUUGUCUGCUCACUUGGAUGCGCUCCAGGGACUGUGGAGAAUCCUGACCCGUCACCAGGCCCCUUGCUGGGUUCUCACUCUUGCAUGCCUCACCCUCCCUUCCCAGUGUCAUGUUGUGGACACGAACCUGCUUUCCUGACUGUAUUCCUGGUCCCUGCCCUCACGCCCACACUCACCUUUGGUCUCUUAGGUGCCUGUCACUGGCCUUUUCAUAGUUUUUUUCA